AUGUCCAGUAUGACAUCUGGCAAAUCAGUAAAGACAUUCCCAAGAUAUCGGCCUCUCCCGCAUCUGUUGCGAAACCCUCUUUAUCUCGCGCUUCCCCAGUCAGAGGGAACUACCUUAUCACCAACUUCUAUGAGAUAUUCGCAAAUCUUAAAAAUAGAUUGCGAAGACGGUCAAUCCAAGCAGGUGACAGUCUGCUCGUUGAGCAUUGGCUUUCUGCGAAUGGCAAUGAACUGGGACGCCGAGCAUGACAACGAGAGGCUCGACUUAUGGGUGCCGGGGCAAACAGAUCCAUACGCGAUUUCCUUGGUCAAAAGCUAUCGCGCGUUCUUCAUUCUGAAUGCUCUGUUUGCAUUUGCAGACCGUCGUUAUAUAGAGGAUGAGUGGUCUCCACUCAUCGACUGCAUUGAGAAAGGUAUCAUCCCGGAUGUUGAAGACAUAGACCGUUUGCGAGCACCUUUGGAGAAACUGUUUAAGCCAAAUCCUCUUCGUGCUGCAGAACUUCGGGAAAUCGGGCCUCCUGGCAUCCAGGGUUGGGCGCUUACUCACGUCCUCGGACCUUCUAUCCCCACGCAAGCUACCGGUUAUGGCAGCUCAGAGGGUGGCAUCGCCCUACCAUACCACAAAGGCAAUCCUAACACUGACUAUAAGGUCCUCUUUGUGGAUUUGCUCACCGAAUUUCUGGACGUGCGUUCCAACGAGCCUCCUGAGCGUGUAUUGCCCAUUUACGAACUGGUACUUGGAGGGCAUUAUGAGCCUGUUUUAACGACUCGCAGUGGCUUGUGGAGAUAUCGCAUUGGCGAUGUCAUUACCGUUAAAGGCUUUGCGCCAGAUGACGGAUUGCCUGUUAUCAAUUACCUUCACCGGCGAGAUGGCGAACUUGUGAUGGCAUUCGGAACAACGUGCACUGAAUCGCAAUUGACGAAUGCGAUCGUAUCUGCCGCCAAUCGAUGGAUCGGCCAAAUCAUAGAUUUCACCAUUGUAGGCGACGACCGAGACACGCCUAUAACUUAUGGGUAUUUGAUAGAAAUUGGAGGAGAAAUAGGAAAGGACGCGAGAAUGGCGAUACAGCAAACUUUUGAAGAUCUCAUGGCGGCAAACGCCGAGUUUCGCACUGCUUUCUGGCAAGGCCGAGCAAGAAAGCCGACCAUUCGUCUCUUGGAGAAAGGCGCAUUUUCAGAAUAUCGUCAACAGAAGUGCAACAAGGCGAACGUCUCGAUAUCCCAGGUGAAGGUCCCCGUCGUCCUAUCCGACCCAACACUUAGGGAAUGGCUCCUGCAACAAGUUGUAAUCGAGCUGUAACAGAGUCUGGUCGGAAUCUGUCCAUUGCUCUCACAAAUGACUACGUUCAUGUAUCGAACAGAUUUACCUCUUGGGUCGUUCUGUCGGAUGUGUUCGCAUUGACACGAGUCAUAUA
Suillus subalutaceus is the source of this 1414-nucleotide messenger RNA. Its product is annotated as GH3 auxin-responsive promoter-domain-containing protein. Gene Ontology annotation, cellular component: cytoplasm. Lineage: Eukaryota; Fungi; Basidiomycota; Agaricomycetes; Boletales; Suillaceae. Bases 1 to 1299 code for a protein of 432 amino acids. The transcript has 8 exons. The record is from RefSeq and is a predicted model, not a curated record. Gene Ontology annotation, molecular function: acid-amino acid ligase activity.